Messenger RNA from Cryptotermes secundus, 813 nucleotides. RefSeq names its product ESX-1 secretion-associated protein EspK-like. The annotation marks the transcript as partial. The transcript has a single exon. The record is from RefSeq and is a predicted model, not a curated record. Lineage: Eukaryota; Metazoa; Arthropoda; Insecta; Blattodea; Kalotermitidae.
CCUGUGACGCCUGUGACUGCAACAGAACAGAGCCCUGUCACGUCUGUAACGGCGAGAGAACAACGACCUGUGUCGGCAACAGAACAGCGACCUGUGACGGCGAUAGCACAGCGACCUGUGACGCCUGUGACUGCAACAGAACAGAGCCCUGUCACGUCUGUAACGGCGAGAGAACAACGACCUGUGUCGGCAACAGAACAGCGACCUGUGACGGCGAUAGCACAGCGACCCGUGGCGCCUCUGACUGAAACAAAACAGAGCACUGUGACGCCUGUAAAGGCGACAGAACAGCGGCCCGUGUCGGCGACAGAACAGCGACCCUUGACGGCGAGAGCACAGCGACCUGUGACGCCUGUGACUGCAACAGAACAGAGCACUGUGACGUCUGAAACGGCGACAGAAGAGCGACCUGUGACGCCUGUGACUGCAACAGAACAGAGCCCUGUGAUGCCUGUAAUGGCGACAGAACAGCGAGAUAUGUCGUCGGAAGCACAGCGACCUGUGACGCCUGUGACUGAAACAGAACAGAGCCCUGUGACGCCUGUAACGGCGACAGAACAGCGACAUGUGUCGGCGACAGAACAGCGACCUGUGACGGCGAUGGCACAGCGACCUGUGACGCCUAUGACUGCAAGAGAACAGAGCCCUGUGACGCCUGUAAUGGCGACAAAACAGCGACCUGUGACGGCGAUAGCACAGCGACCCGUGACGCCUGUGACUGAAACAGAACAGAGCUGUGUGACGCCUGUAAAGGCGACAGAACAGCGACUUGUGUCGGCGAAAGAACAGCGACCUGUGACNUGUGUGACGCCU